Molecule: messenger RNA, 285 nt
Organism: Dictyostelium discoideum AX4
Lineage: Eukaryota; Evosea; Eumycetozoa; Dictyosteliales; Dictyosteliaceae
Gene: lsm8
Product: LSM domain-containing protein
Exons: 4
Coding region: 1-285 (94 amino acids)
Biological process (GO): mRNA splicing, via spliceosome
Cellular component (GO): U6 snRNP; nucleus; U4/U6 x U5 tri-snRNP complex
Molecular function (GO): RNA binding
Source: RefSeq, a predicted model, not a curated record
AUGGCAAUGUUAGAAUCAUAUUUAAAGAAACAAGUCCUUGUUUUAACAGCAGAUGGUAGAAGUAUAAUUGGUACAUUGAGAGGAAUUGAUCAAACCAUUAAUGUAGUUUUAGAAAAGUGUCAUGAAAGAGUUUACUCUGAUGAAGGAAUUGAAGUUAUUCCAUUGGGUGUACAUUUAAUAAAAGGUGAUGAUGUGGCUGUAAUAGGGGAAGUAGAUGAUGAAUUAGAUAAAAAAUUAAACCUAAAAGAGAUAAUAGCAGAGCCGAUGAAGCCUAUUGUCCACUAA